GUGAUAGCCAUGCGACUUCGCUUGGCAAUGAAUUUGUUGGAGAGUGUUUCGUGUAUGAAAUUCAUACCAAUCAUUGGCACACCGAAUAGGAAUGGAUCGUGGUUGCAUAUUUCUAACCCACGCUUGCAACGGGACUGUAUGCACGAACCACUUUAUAACGGAAACGGUGAACUGGUUUUAGUUCUAGGACUGGAUUGCCUUUCUGAGCAACAGAUAUUACAUACGCUCUUGCAUGGCGUUGGUUUCAAAGACGAGGUAUCACAUCCUCAGAGAGAUCAGUACAUAAGAAUAUUAUGGAGCAAUAUUCAUCCGGCGUACCAACAUCUUUUCAAAAUACGACCUCGUGCUAAGAUGUCAAGUAUGAUCGAAUACGACCCAAUGAGUGUAAUGCACUUCCAUGACAGAGCAUUUAGUACCAACGGUCAAGCAACUAUUGUGCCUUUGAUAGCUGGAUUAGUAAUAACACCUUCGGAUAGUUUGUCACAAUUGGAUAAGAUGAAACUGAAAUUGCGCUUUGGCCAUGAAUGCAAUAAACGUAAUGUUGACGUUUUGUUAGAUAUUUGUAAAAAGGUGCUAUACGAAGACAUGAAUCAAGGAAAAAUACUUGAACCAUCUGAAGAUCAAGGUUUAAGUGAAGACGACUUUAAUGUUAGUGGUAAUAAUACUGAUAGCAUUGAAAAUAACGAUCAAAGUAGCAAAGAAAAUAAUCCUGAUCAUAGUUUUACCGUUAAAAAUAAUGAUACACUGAGUUUACAUUUUGAAAAUACAACUGAAAAACAUGAUGGUGAAUAUACGAGAGUAAAAAACUGGUGA
Messenger RNA from Papilio machaon (common yellow swallowtail), 813 nucleotides. RefSeq names its product seminal metalloprotease 1-like. The coding region runs from base 10 to 813 and encodes 267 amino acids. The record is from RefSeq and is a predicted model, not a curated record. The transcript is spliced from 4 exons. Gene Ontology annotation, biological process: proteolysis. NCBI's taxonomy places the organism in Eukaryota, Metazoa, Arthropoda, Insecta, Lepidoptera, Papilionidae. Gene Ontology annotation, molecular function: metalloendopeptidase activity.